ACCCCACUAGAAUCCCUGCCUCUCCAAGUUCCAACUUCCAACCGCUGUGAGUGUUAAACCCCAAAACCCUAACUCCGCUCAUUCUCCGCCCAGUGCUCCAAUGGCCUCUCGCUGCAGAUCUUUCUCGAAGCCGGCUUUUUCUCUUCUCAAAUCUGCCGUCAACAAACCGGCGUUCAAGGCCACUCCCAUGUCUUCUCUCCCCUCCACCCGCCCUUCAAUCAAUCUCUCAAGGCCGAUUCCGCAGUUGGGUUGUCUACAAUCUCUGCUUCCAUUUCACACGGCGGUGUCUUCAGCUCGGCUCACGUCGUGCCUUGGCAUUGACUCUAGGAGCUCAAGGUCGUUGUCUCAGGGUACGCUUGGUGCAAACCCAGGAGUUUGAUUUCUCCAAUGUAUUGUAUUUAUUAUCUAACUAGGUCUCAGCGUGCCUCGAUAAGAGAUUGAAGAAGUUGGAAGAUAGAGGCCAAUGGAUCAGUCUCAUCACCUCUGCUACCAGCAAGUCCUUUUCAUCAUCCAUUGGAGUUAAAUUCUAAACAGUUUUGUAUCCUGAAGAUGUAGCACAGUAGCUGCGAGAAAUGAAUUCUCUGACUCGUUGCUAUAAUUUUUUAAAUUCUCCCUCAAAUAUUUUGUUUACCUUCCCCAUGGCUACCACAGAAAUUUCCAUUAUACACCGAUGUACACUCACUCAUGCAUGUCAUACAUUGCAGCGUAGUAGAAUUUUCGGGAUUUUUCGUAUACUCUAUAACGGCACAGCAGCAAUGUAGAGGAGAAAAUAAUAGUGAUGAUUUUGUUAAAUUUCAAAGGGUGAUAUUUUGACGU
Molecule: messenger RNA, 816 nt
Organism: Malus domestica (apple)
Lineage: Eukaryota; Viridiplantae; Streptophyta; Magnoliopsida; Rosales; Rosaceae
Product: protein NONRESPONDING TO OXYLIPINS 2, mitochondrial-like
Source: RefSeq, a predicted model, not a curated record